AUGCAACAUACAGCGGGAGAGUCUAACAACUCUAAACCAACUUCUCCGCAGGGAUUUGGCACAACAGUAUCACUCUCUAAUGACGAAUCUGAAGAACACAUGGAAGAAAGCGUAAACAGUGAAGAGUCUUCUGAAUAUCAACCAGGCCUACAAAGGACCUUUGUAAAUAAUGCAAUGAUGAGAGAUAAUGAUGAUCAUCUUGUAGAAGAAGAUGACAAUAUGUAUGGAGUGAAUAAUAUGGACCACCACCAAAGUUUUAAUAUGGGUAGUGGUAAUCAAGGCAGUUUCAACCUCCACAAAUCAAGUUCUGGUAAUGGUGCUCCAGGUAGUAGUACAGGAUCAUCAUCUACUUCAAAUCCUGCUGCUGCUCAUCUUUCAACAGCUGCUGCUGCGGCAAAGAAGAGAAGAAGAUUUACCCCAGAAGAAGAUAAAAAGAUUAAAGAAGGAAUUGCAAAACAUAAGAAGGACAAUAACAUUGAUUGGGAUGGUGUCGCAAAGUAUGCAUGUAUCGAAAGAACAAAGGAACAAAUCAAGAGCAGAUAUAUGAGAAUGAGGAAAGACGAUGGUGAGCCUGUAUCUACCGCUCAACAAGCUUCAUCUUCUGGAGUUUCCUCUUCAACAAACAAUGCUGGAUCCUCCAAUAAUAAUGCUUCUAAUAUUAUUAGUGGACAAAACUCUGGUGACAAGUACUCAAACAAUACUAUCAACACCAGUACGAACAACAACAACAACAAUAAUCAAAUUACUAUUCCUUCAUCUGUUUCAUCGAGCAUUACUGAAAACAGUACUACUUAUCAAUCCAACCAACCUCAAUCACUACCUCAAACAUCUCCUGUAAUUUACCUCGCACCUCCUAACAGCAAUAAUACUACUUUAAAUUGUAACAAACAAGAAAACUCUCUAAGUAUUGAGGGUGAGGAACUUGUGGAGCCUUCAAACAAGAAGCAAAAGACACUUCCUCAAAUGUUUCAAAGUCUUCAAGCUAGCACUUCAAAGAAGAGUCAAUCCAAUAUGGCAUCUUCUUCCUCUAAUCAAAACAGUAAUAGUUUAUAUGUUGACGCUAGCAAUAAUAGUAACAGUUUUAUGAUGUCUUACAAUUCCAAUUCUAGUAUGGGUUCCAGUGCCAUAAAUAAUACAGGCGUUCAAAGUAACAUUGAAGCUUAUCAACAACAGAUUGCCAAAUUACAACUAGAACUCGAACAUGUUAAAGAGCAAUUGAAACAAAAAGACAAAUCGCUUGAAAAUUCUGAAUCCAAGACAAAGGGUUAUGAGAGUGAAAUCAAUCAAAUGAAGAAUGCAAUCCAUGACUAUGAUAUUAAAAACAACGAACGUAAUAAGAGAUUCAGAGAAAUUGCAGUCCAAUUUUUAAGAGAAAGGGCUGAAAGAGAAAGAAUUGAGGAUAAGAAAAAGGUUAAUGAAAAGUCAAUAACAAUAGGUACUAUUACAUAUCAAAAAGGAUUGGACGUUUAUGAAGUUUGGCAAGAUGGUACACUGUUCCAACAAUUGAAAGAAAAUGAAAAUAGAAUAACGACAGAAAAAGACAAAUUGGAAAAGCAAAAGAAGAAUAUUCAAAAACAAAGACAACAAUUGAAGAAGGAACAAAUUACUACAAACGAUGCCGAAUUUAUAAGAAAAUUAGAAGAACAAUUGCACGACCUAAAUGAGCAAGAGGAAACAGUCAAGUUAAAACUUAUACAUCUCAAGAAGGAAGAAACUCAAAAUAUUGCAGAACAAGAGAACCUCUUGAUUGAAAAGAGUAUACAGAUCAGAGAAAUCAAACGUAUUAGAGAUCAAGAAAAGUCAAUGUUUAAGAAUUAUCCAAUCAUUGGACACCAAAAAUAUAUUCCAACCACACCAGAUGGUCCUGGAACACCUCAAAUUAAUGGUCAACAACCACAACCAAGUAAUCAUCAUGAAUACUUCCUUAUGAAAAUGCUUGGUAAAGGAGGCUUUAGUGAAGUCUACAAGGCCUAUGAUCUCACAGACUUUAAAGUUGUGGCAUGUAAAAUACAUCAACUGAAUCCAAAUUGGAAAGAGCACCGAAAGGAGAAUUAUAUCAAACACGUGUUGCGAGAAUGUCAAAUUAAUCAAAGCAUUAAUCAUGAAAAGCUUAUCAAGAUGUAUGACACUUUUGUCUUUGACAAUAACACUUUUGUUACAGUAUUGGAAUAUUGUGAGGGUGCUGAUUUGGAUUUGUACAUUAAAAAGCACCAAAGAGUACCAGAAAGAGAAGCCAAGAAUAUCAUUUCUCAAAUAUUUAGUGGACUUAACUAUUUAUGCCAACAAAAGCAAAGAGUUAUUCACUACGAUUUGAAACCUGCUAACAUUUUAUUUGAUAAGGAUGGAAAUAUUAAGAUUACAGAUUUUGGUCUUUCUAAAAUUAUGGAUGAAGAAGAGUCUAUAGAGUUGACAUCACAGGGUGCAGGAACAUAUUGGUAUUUACCUCCAGAAUGUUUUUAUAACCCAUCAGGUGAAGGUCCACCACCUAAAAUUUCAAACAAGGUUGAUGUUUGGUCGGCGGGUGUAAUCUUUUUCCAAAUGUUGUACGGUACAAAACCAUUUGGAAACAACCUUUCACAACAAAAAAUUCUUAGCGAAGGAACAAUCGUAAAUGCCACCCAAGUUGGUUUUCCUGAUAAACCUGCUGUCUCAGAAGAAGCUAAGGAAUUUAUCAGACGUUGCCUUACACAUGAAAUGUCAAAAAGGCCAGAUGUCAAGACUCUUUAUAAUGAUGCUUAUCUAAGAGGCACUUCUACACCAUCUUCAAGUGGUACAACUUCUAAGUCCAAGAAGAGAGAAAAAGAAGCACCACAACCAAGCUCAACUCCAACCUCCACCACAAACUUCCUUUCAUUCCAACAAUGA
Molecule: messenger RNA, 2865 nt
Organism: Naegleria gruberi
Lineage: Eukaryota; Heterolobosea; Eutetramitea; Acrasida; Naegleriidae
Exons: 1
Coding region: 1-2865 (954 amino acids)
Biological process (GO): intracellular signal transduction; chromosome segregation; peptidyl-serine phosphorylation
Cellular component (GO): nucleus
Molecular function (GO): ATP binding; protein serine/threonine kinase activity
Source: RefSeq, a predicted model, not a curated record